CAACACCGUUUUUUGUUGUCAUGGUAACUCUUAACAAGCAACAUGGCGGAGGACAAACUUUCAUUUGAGCAAGCCUACACCUUCAAUCUACUUUCCAAUAAAAAAUUCACGUUUCAACAAAACCCAAAGGUCCAUGCUGGGUCGAAUAACCACUCAGGCUUUCAACUUUGAUCAGUCUUUUCAGCCUUAUAGGUCGAAUGACUUUGCCUGGGACUUCUUUCAAGAUCCCCAUGUAAAGAACAAUUUAAAGGUACUUGAUAGCUCUGGAUCAUGGACACUAUUGGGUAGAGACAUCACACAUGUAAAUGCAGAAGUCGUUCCCUGUACAAAAGUGUCAGUGGAUAUGUUUGAUCCAGUUUAUUCAAAUGGAAUUUUGCGUCCCUCUGGACACAUUGUUAAAUGUUACCAUGAAAUAUACCCUGACUUUGAUGAGUUAAGAAUGAUUUUGCUGGAAGAGGAUUCAGACAAUUAUCAUAUAUUCAGUGCAAGUGAUCGUCAGGAAUUUUUGUUCAGACUGUUCAAGCAUGUGGUCUUAGGAGGUGAACUCUGCCAAUAUGAGGAUGUCGUUGACCCUUAUAUUGACACAGCAAAAAUAAUAUACAAAGAUAUGGUCAGUGUUCAGAAGGAUCCAGAGACAAAAACAAUUGGGGUGGUAUCAACAGUCUUGAAAGUUUCUGCUUAUGACGCAUCUGGAUUGUGCUACCCAUCUGGUAUAGAAAAUGAGCAGACAUUUGCUUACCUCAGUAUUGAUCCAUUUAAAAGGCAUGUAUAUAUACUAUACCAUUCAUUUGGUAUAGGGGAUUUUUCAGAAAAUUAAGUGACUUCAUACUAGCCCUACAUAAAGAUACUGAGAUAUUAUUGUAAUAUACUCUCAGAGUACUUAAUAUAUGUAUGAUUAUUAUAUGAGUCAUUAUUCUAGGCAGGAUGUUUUAACACAUUCUUAUUUUUGUUUGUGUUGUUUCUGUAUUUCUUGAAACAAUGUUUGCAUAUAGGAC
Misgurnus anguillicaudatus (oriental weatherfish) is the source of this 995-nucleotide messenger RNA. NCBI's taxonomy places the organism in Eukaryota, Metazoa, Chordata, Actinopteri, Cypriniformes, Cobitidae. The record is from RefSeq and is a predicted model, not a curated record.